AUGUUUUAUAUUCAAUUGAAUGAAUCGAUAAGGUCAGCACUCCAGAAUGCAAAGGAAGAAGACAUUGCGCAAAGCCAGCGCGACGAAAUUGACACUAUCCUAAGCGUUGGACACCUCUCGAUGGAUAAUCUAAUCGAUCAUUAUGAGUGGUAUUUGAAGGGCAAGAUACCACUGAAGACACUAAUUUCGCCUAUAGAAUUCAAAUUUAAAGCCAAACACGUCCCGGGAUCCCAGUACAGUCCCGAGUUCAAAAAGGAUUUGGAGAGAUUGGGUUUGCAACAGCGAGAGAACGAGUACCAGGAAUUGAUCAAAAAAAGCCGACUACGAGACAGCCCUUUCGGUUCUAGUGGGAAAAAUGAUGAUCCUACCCCGGCCCAAAUGGCGAAAGAAAUUCGCGAGCAAAUGACAACAGUUUUCAAUGUACUCGUGAGCGUGGUUUCUGUCGUGUUUGCUAUAUGGUACUGGUCAGGUAGCUCGACUAGAUUGCCACUUCAUUACAGAGUAAUACUUUGCCUGUUUUUCGGAAUUCUGGUUUUAGUUGCAGAGGUUGUUGUUUAUAAUAGCUAUCUGAGAAAGAUCAGCGAUGCAAAGUCGAAGGAAAGAUCCAAAAAAGAGAAGAAAAAAGUUGUAAAGCAAAUUAUCAUAUGA
Messenger RNA from Torulaspora globosa, 648 nucleotides. RefSeq names its product Vph2p (gene VPH2). NCBI's taxonomy places the organism in Eukaryota, Fungi, Ascomycota, Saccharomycetes, Saccharomycetales, Saccharomycetaceae. Bases 1 to 648 code for a protein of 215 amino acids. The record is from RefSeq and is a predicted model, not a curated record. Gene Ontology annotation, biological process: vacuolar proton-transporting V-type ATPase complex assembly. The transcript has a single exon. Gene Ontology annotation, cellular component: endomembrane system.